This is a messenger RNA of Protomyces lactucae-debilis, 342 nucleotides long. RefSeq lists its product as uncharacterized. The transcript has a single exon. The record is from RefSeq and is a predicted model, not a curated record. Bases 1 to 342 code for a protein of 113 amino acids. NCBI's taxonomy places the organism in Eukaryota, Fungi, Ascomycota, Taphrinomycetes, Taphrinales, Protomycetaceae.
AUGACGCUCAAGCAACACCUUGUUUUGACUUGCGGUGAUCAACUCAGCGACGUGGCCUGGGCGUCCAAGGAUAUGGAUCUCGCUGUUGGCAGGUUUUCGGGUGCUGAGACUGAUUGUGCCAAGCACUUGAACGGCUUCAAAGUGGGUAGUCGCUAUGAUGGCACCUUCAAGAACACGACCCCAAUGGGCAGCUGCGAUCAAAAGCAGAGUCUCAAAAUGAUGUCUGACGCAGCCAAAGAGGAAGUUAAGGAAUUUAUCAGUGCCCAGUUGGAAGCGUACAGCGCUUCCGGUACCCGGUGGCUCUUCUGGGCUGGUAAGGCCGAAAAGACUGCUGAUCUGUAG